AAAUUAAUUCGGGUGAAGUGCGUCAAGUUCCAAUCCGUCGCGAUCCGUCGACCCUCUAUAAGGUUUACAUUUAAAAUGUGAUAUCUUGCCGCGAUAAGAACGGUUGAUUAAUAAAGAAGAAAAGGCAGACGAGAUCCUCAGCGUAGAAGCCUGGCACAGAUGCUGGGCGUGACGGGAGAUGUCUACCGCAAGCACGACGUCGAGCUUUCACGAGGAGGUCGUCAGCGAGGCAUCGCUGACGGGUUCCCGCACGCUGAAGAUUCUAUGUAUGGGACGCGUCUGUCUCGACAUCGUUCAAAUGUGUGUGCUAUUUCCCGAGGAGGAUUCCACACGAAGGUCUACUGAUUAUAGAUGGCAAAGGGGAGGCAAUGCGUCCAAUACUUGCACUGUGUUAUCAUUAAUAGGGCAACCGUGUGAGUUAUUGGCUUGCUUGAGCGCAGACGAGCAUAUUAAUUUUCUGCAAAAUGAUCUCCGCAAAUAUAAAAUUGAUUACUCUCAUUGCCCUGUGAUAAAAAACAUCGGGUGUCCUGUUGCAACGAUUAUACUGAAUUCAAGCACUGGAUCACGCACAAUUGUGUAUCACAAUCAAGGCUUACCCGAGUUGACACUAAAGAAUUUCCAGCAACUUAAUUUAGAGGAAUACAGCUGGAUUCAUUUCGAGGGAAGGCAUAUAGAUGAAGUGCUACUUAUUAUUCAAUAUAUAGAGAAUUAUAAUAAAUCAUUAAAUAACAUGCCUGAUCGCAUGCCAAUUACAAUUAGCGUAGAAUUAGAAAGUCCCAGAUCGGGUGCCAGAUUACUGGAUCUAUUACCGUACGUCGACGUAGCAUUUAUAGCAAAAGAAUUCGCCAAAAAUCUGGGUCUUAAUAAUAAGAGCGAGGUGAUGCGCAACAUCGGCCAAAACGCUAAAGGAGCCAUUAUUUGUGCUUGGGCAGAGGAAGGUGCAAUCGCUCGUACCCCGUGCGGCGCAAUAGUACAAUCGCCAGCUUUCCCACCUGAAAAAGUGAUUGAUACUUUAGGUGCCGGUGAUACAUUCAAUGCAGCUGCCAUGUACUAUUUGAACAAAAGCAAAGUUGAGUUUAUGCACAAAUGUAAAGAACAGGCAGCUUGUACAAAUAACACCACUCAAAUAAAGGAUGACAUUGUUGAUAAUGGCACUGCAGUAAAACGAGAUAUGACGGAAAAUUUAAAUCUAGAAAGUUUGAGAUAUCGUCGAUUGAAAUUUAUUACUGAAACAGUUCUGCAGAAGGCUAUCAAAUUUGCGUGCUGCAUUGCUGGUGCAAAAGUAGGUUUGAGAGGAUACGAUAAUCUUGAUAUAAUUUCCAGUGAUAUUUUAAAACUGGAUUCUUUAGAACAUUAGAAUAUAUCUAUAUAUCUAUAUGACUAUAUCUAUACAAAUUUAUUACUAUGAUAAGAACAAUGUACAUA
Vollenhovia emeryi is the source of this 1425-nucleotide messenger RNA. RefSeq names its product ketohexokinase-like. The record is from RefSeq and is a predicted model, not a curated record. Gene Ontology annotation, molecular function: ketohexokinase activity. Bases 179 to 1357 code for a protein of 392 amino acids. Gene Ontology annotation, biological process: fructose metabolic process. The transcript is spliced from 4 exons. NCBI's taxonomy places the organism in Eukaryota, Metazoa, Arthropoda, Insecta, Hymenoptera, Formicidae.